Molecule: messenger RNA, 1398 nt
Organism: Talaromyces stipitatus ATCC 10500
Lineage: Eukaryota; Fungi; Ascomycota; Eurotiomycetes; Eurotiales; Trichocomaceae
Exons: 3
Coding region: 1-1398 (465 amino acids)
Biological process (GO): signal transduction
Cellular component (GO): nucleus; cytoplasm; nucleotide-activated protein kinase complex
Molecular function (GO): protein kinase binding
Source: RefSeq, a predicted model, not a curated record
AUGGGCAGCUAUGUGUUCCGAUGGCCGCGCGAGGCAACCGAAGUCUAUGUAACCGGUACUUUCGACGACUGGGGCAAGACGGUGCGAUUGGAAAAGAACGGCGAUGUCUUUGAGAAGGAGGUCCAUCUUCCGACGAUAGAUGGGAAAAUUCAAUACAAGUUCGUUGUCGACGGAUCUUGGGUCACUGAUAGCGACGCUCGUCAAGAGAGCGACGGCCAUAAUAACAUAAACAACGUUCUCUUACCCGAGGACCUGAAAUCAGCCGCCAAACCAAAUACCGAGGUUGACUCAUUGACUGGAGGAAACACUGCUGCUGCUGUCAUGGCUGGUGUCGUCCCCGAAGCUACUACUGCCCAAUUGGCAGGUGAAGUGCCCAAGGAAAAUAAUGCUUCAUCCGUUCCUGGUGGAUUCCCUGAGACACCCGCGACCGAAGCCGCCAAUGAGUUAUCAGUCAAUCCCAUCCCUGCUACCAACGGAAUCGGAAAUCCAGUAAAGCUUACUCCCGGCGAACCUGUCCCUGAUCCCAGCACUCUAUCCGGCAAUACUGUCGAAUCGACCGUCAGGACCGACAAGGAAGGCUAUGAAGCCGAUGCCAGCAAUCCAGUUUUUCUCAAUAAGGAAGAACAAGCCAAAGCUGAUCCGCUUUCAGUCCCUCCUGUGUCAACAGGUGGUCUCAUCCCCGAGUCCAGUCUUCCUAUGAACCCUCCUGAGACGGCUGAAACCCCUGGUGUGACUAUUCAAUCUGUACAUCCUACCUCAACGACAGCUGCUCUCGCGGCAGAAGUACCACUUGAAUCGCAAAAGAACGCUGAAGUCGCCAGCGAUGUACCCAAGGUUGUCAAGGAGUCUCUCACCAAGGCCCAUGAGGCGCCAGAAGCCGCCGCAAAUGCGGAAGCAGUCGAAGAGAAGGCAGAAGUAGAAAAGGAGCUACAGAACAAGGUCGGUCUUGCCGAUGCGCCUGCUGUCCCAGCUUCUGAUGUUCCGGAAGUCGUAAAGGAGUCUCUUGAAAAGGCGCAUCAAGACCCCGAAGCGGCUGCCAGUGAAGCCGCUGUUGAAGAGAAGAAAGAAGUUGAGCAAGAAUUGCAACAAAAGGUUCACCCGACUGAACAGGCCGGUGAACCAGCACCGAUAACCAGCGCUGCCACCACUGCCACGGCUCCCACCGUCGAGUCGACUGAUGUUUCACCUCAAACCUCUCCUCCUGCUACCGCUGCUGCUACCAGCGCACCAUCGACGACCACUCAAACCCAACCUACAGUAACCACUGGCGUCGCGUCUGGCACCACAACCGCCGAAUCCAAGCCUGUCGCAGGCGCGCCCCAGGAUAACUCCAAGGAGAAGAAGAAGAAACAUCGCGCCAGUGGAUUUUUCCAGAAACUGAAAGAAAAGUUGAAAUAG